This is a messenger RNA of Periconia digitata, 367 nucleotides long. Lineage: Eukaryota; Fungi; Ascomycota; Dothideomycetes; Pleosporales; Periconiaceae. The record is from the annotation of a GenBank genome assembly.
ACUCUAACCCCGCAACUCUCUAGCCCACCUGCCAUUAACCCGCCUACCACCUCAGCUACCUUCCUGACUGUAUUUACUGCAACCCUACUCUUCCUUAACACCUCCGCCUCGUCCUUGGGCGAGCGCCCGGACGGUACCAUACGCGACCCCUCCGUCGCCGCAAUCAUGGGCGUUAGUGUGACAGCUGGUGCAACAACACUGAUUGCAAUUCCUAACUCUCUACACUCGUGCUUGAGCGCGCGCAUUAGCCCUACGACCCCAUGCUUAGCCGCAGAAUACAUGUGCAUCCCCGCCGCGCCUACGUACCCUGCCACACUAGCCGUUAUCACAAUCAACCCUCCCGCGGCACCGUUCAUGCCUAGGUAGU